GCCAACCAUGACCGCAUUCAAGCCAGUGAAGUUUGAAGAUGAGCUGAAAAAGAAUCCGGAAAUGAAGAAGGAGGAUGUGCAAAUGUUGAAGGAUUGGAACAAGAAACAGCCACAUUUGCCCGAAAUGACCGACUCCGAAAUAGCGUUGUUUUUACACAGCAAUUAUUACCGGAUAGAAACAACAAAAAAUACUAUCGAUACUUAUUAUACCAUAAAGACACACGUCCCUGAAUUUUUUGCGAACAGAGAUCCUUUAGGAAACAAGGAUCUGAGAAAAUCUUUCCAGACAGUUACCACAUCAAUCUUGGAGAAGAAAACACCGGAGGGUUACAACAUUAUUUAUGGAAGGUUAAUCGAUCCAGAGCCGUCGCAUUACGUCUAUAACGACGGAAUGAAAUAUCUGAGCAUGGUGUUGGACUUGUGGCUCUACUCAGAGGGUACGAUGCCAGGACACAUCAUCUUAUUCGACAUGAAGAAUGUUGUACUAGGACAUGCUGCGCGAUUAAAUCCUAUGGGAUUGAAGAAGUAUCUGACCUUUCUGCAAGAUGCAUUACCGGUUCGUCUGAAAGGGUUUCACUUCAUGAAUAUCACGCCCGUGAUGGAUGUGAUACUCAACAUGAUGAAGCCGUUCAUGAAGAAAGAACUCAUGGACAUGCUUCACACACACACGAAUUUGGACACCUUAUCGAAAUUUAUUCCAAUCGACGUACUUCCAAAUGAAGCUGGUGGAAAAGGGGGCCCGCUAAUGAAGAUUCAUGAAAAAGCGGUUAAAGAGCUCGAAGCGAAUCGAGAUUAUUUUAUACAAGAAGAAUCGAGACGAGUCAACGAAUCGCUAAGACCUGGCAAAGGAAAAACAGCAUACGAUCUUUUUGGCGUCGAAGGAACAUUCAAGAAGCUGGAUAUCGAUUAAACGGUUAUAUAA
Megachile rotundata (alfalfa leafcutting bee) is the source of this 922-nucleotide messenger RNA. RefSeq names its product alpha-tocopherol transfer protein-like. NCBI's taxonomy places the organism in Eukaryota, Metazoa, Arthropoda, Insecta, Hymenoptera, Megachilidae. The record is from RefSeq and is a predicted model, not a curated record.